GCUUCUCCCUAGCUACUUUACAAACUAUGCUUUUAUGUUAAAUGGUACACUCGAAAUUCAGUUCAGUUAAAGUUUAUUUAUACGGCACCAGUUCCCAACAACAGUUGCCCCAAGGCACUUAUAUUGUAAGGUAGAGAUCGUACAAAAACAGAGACAAUAAUAAUACAAUACAAUAGUCCCUUUUAACAGGAAGAAACUUCCAGCAGAACCAGGCUCAGGGAGGAGCAGCCAUCUGCCGUGACUGGUUGAGGUGAGGUGAGGAAGACAAGUCAAAGAGACGCUGUGGAAGAGAGCCAGAGAUUAAUAAUAACUAAUGAUUACAUAAAUGCAGUUAACCUGUUUUAGAUUUUUGCGAGUUGUUUGUAGUUUCUGUUGCUGAGUAUUUCCAGUACAUAAACAUUAAUCUUUUUUUAAACUUUAAAAUAAAGUCCUUUUUGUCCUUUGAGGCAAAAAGUGAGAAAUAUUGUUUCCACUUUUAUGUCUGUACGUGAUUAUGUUGAUGUGAUUUAUAUGCAUUUGCCUCAAAAUAGUAAUAUAUGCUGGGUUCUGUCUAUCAUGGACCAAUAAGAUUCAUUACAAAUUUAUAAGUAUCUUGUGGUUUGGGUGGUCUGCGUUGUUAUGUCAUAGACUGAAACCACUGGUGUAUUCGUUUUUUGCAGCUACUUUUGGUUUGGUCUUAUCUUAUUUACAGCCUUACAUUCAAAUAUUAUCUUAAUCAAAAAGGUUAUUGUCUCAGGUACCAGAUUUAAUUCUUUCGGUCUCUCCCAAAAGUUCAAACUGAUUUUGGAAAAAGUGUGUUUACAUUUGAAGCUCCUGCCUCCUGCAAUCAGCAGCUACAACUAAAACUCAAGGAACUGGUCUCUCACAUAUUGAAUUUAAGGAAAUUUUAAAUGGCUUGGAUGCAGUUACUUCAUGCAACUUAUGAUUGUACUGCUGUUCUUAUUUGCCAGGACACUCUUGAAAAAGAGAUUUUACAGGUUUAAAAAAAAAUCGAAUCUUCUCAUUCAAUAUGUUUUUCAGCAGAACAGGUACUUUUGAAGUGUAUAAACAUUUGUCCGUAAUACUCAAAGCUUCAUAUGAGGAGGAUUUUGAACGCAAUACUUUUAUUUAUAAGGAGCAAAUUUUAAGGCCAGCAUAUGAAGUAAUCACUAUGAGCCUGCAGCUCAGGCUGCACUGCUCAACGCUUCUAGUCAAGCAGUUUUUCUAUUCUUGGCUCUAUGUGAUGACCGUGGGGGCAAAUAUCCCUAAUAUGGUCAUGCACACAGCACCCUCACCUACCUGUCGUUAAAGCUUGUGCUUCGAGGGCAGUCAUUGAGAAUAAAGUUUAAAGAAAGGAUGGAGGGAAUGGCACAUUUCAGACAUUAAAUCAGACAAUAUGAACUGGGUAAAAAAAAAAAACUGUGAAUGAGGCAAAGCUACUCUAGCAGUUUCCAAUAACAAAAACACUGAAGUAGAAAUGAACAUAAUGGCACGCCUAUAAGGAAAGAAUCUGAAUGUCCCGAGAGAGAAAAAAAGCUUGAGUCAGAGUUUAUAAAUGUGCGGCUUUCACUUCUCUUUGAAGUAGUUAAAAACCAGCCUGCAAUUAAUUUUUGCUCAGUAAAGUUUCGGUAAUCUCUAAAAAGCCAAAACCUCAAAGCAAAAGACUUUUGAUACACUUGCCAUCUACAAGAUAGCUUUGCUUCUUUCAGAACUGACCUAGGCGAUAAAGCUGUGUAACACUGUGAUUUGACACUGCCCUGUUUUUGUUUCUAAAAGGUCUACACUCACUGUUCACUUUAAAUUGAGCUCAUAUAUUUUGACUUUAUGUGAACAUUAUUCCUUUGUUGUUGCAGCAGUGCACUAUCGGGAUCUGAGAGAGUUAGUGAAGUUGGAAACUCCAUUAGCAGGAGCCACUGAUGAAAACCCAUCAAAGGCUCAGCAAUUGCAAUUGAGGUCAGGGGAAAGACCUGGCAGUGAAACCACACAAAGCCAUAAAGCCUAAGGUAGCUGCCGCUCAUCGAGCAUCAGCACUUGAGGAAGAAUAACUGUGUCGUUGUCUGCAGACCUGUUGAAUUAAAGGGGGCAUUAACUGCUGCUUCCACUGCAUUAUUGAUGGAGAGCUCCAUUCCCGAGGCCGUAAUGCCUCCUAUUUUUUCCCUUGCAAUUUUCUGGUAGACAUCUCACUGUCUUCAAACACACUUUCGUGCCGAAAGAGAGCGAGGGUUCAGGCAGAGUGCUUGCACUGUUCCCCGCAGGUUGCUUUUAUUUUAAGCUCAACCACCACAAUCAGUGUUGAACCACGAAGCCUCCACAACUGAAAAUAAUCGCAGCAUGACAAGCAUGGGAUGAUUGGGGUUAUGCAAGGUGCCACCUACAGUAACAAGACCUAAAAAGGUAGUCAGGCUUCCUUAGAGAGGUUGCAAAUCACAUGACAGCUCAAGUGCAGCAGAUAUCCGUUUCUCCCUGUGUUUUGACCUCAAAGAGACAAAACCAGAGACUGUUAUUAGAUUUUGAUGCCAAAUUCUCACUAGCUGGAAUUUACCUCAUGAGUCACCUCAGCUCCCACCUACAGUACAUUUGUUGUAGAGCUCCCUAACAAAGGCUCACACUGCUGGCUUUAUCUGCUCUCUCACAGCUUGAGACACCUUACCUCCCGGCUGACCUCAUCCUGUCAUAUGAUUUAAUGAGCGAAGCGGUGUCACAAACCACAGUGGCAGAGGUGUGACAGGAUAGGUCUAUACAAUGCAUAGAAGAUUAAUGAGGCCAUCUCCUCCUUCAGUGUGUGUGAGAAACGCAGCUUGAGGAGGAAAGAAACUUGAUGACUUUAGAAAUUAUAAGAUAUAAAUGACGCACACAGAAUCAAAAUAACAGCUCCUCUAUUUAUAGUCAGUUAUGAAGCGAUGCGAAGCCUGUCUCUGGUCUACAUACACUAUCUGCAUUGAAUUUUAUAGCUCAGCAGUGAUAAUGGUAUGACAUUUUUCUUGUACACUAUCCAUGGGUUUUUGUGUGUAGUGCCCUUUGAUUUUACUUGCACAAGUGUGCUUUUGCGUUGGUGUUUAUGGAGUUUUCUGUGAAGUAGAUGGUUUUGGCUUCAUGAUGAUAACACUCUCGGAGGGCGGUCCAAAAUCAAUCAAAUACAAGUCCAAAUGCUUGCAUCCCAUCUCCUACAGGCUAUUUCAAAGGUUGGUAUUGAUUAUUCCACCCAUUCUUGCCAUUCAGGAGGGGCAGAUGAAAGAGCAUGCUUGAGAAAUGGAGAGAUGAUAAUGAAAUUAAAGGAGGGGAGGCUUUUGUAGCCCGGACAGUAAUGCAUGGGGAGAGUGGAAGCUGAAUGUCAAAGACACAAAAAUGUGUUAUCGUAAACUCGAUGAGUAUUCACGAGCCUAAUUCAUGUCAUAAUGCUGAAGUUCUUCAGAGUGGCUGGUUCGCACAAAUUGUAUGUGUGGGUGGUGUGUUUGGGUAGGGUAAGGGAAGGGGUUUUGGUAAGACGGGAGUCUUUUUUUGUGAGAACUGAGGAGGCUCUUCAUCUUGUUCUUAUCCUCUGAUUCUAUUUUAGUCUUUUUAAGAAAGAAGAAAUCUUCUAGGUUACAACAAAAGAUGGUGUUCAUGUGUUUAACAGAGGUGUGAAAAACCCUUCAGCACACAGCUGUCUUCCUUUUUUUGUGUUCACUUGCAUUUAGUGGCUCUAAUGAAGGUUUUAGUAGCUUUUUCACCCUCUUUUUUUUUUUUAAAGAAUAAAAGGAAGAACAUAAGAAAGGAAGUCAGGUGACAUCGCAGGACAACAUCAGACCUUAAAGGAGGAGAAUUUAAUUUUCCUAUUUUUUAAAAUUAAUUUAUUCACAGCUCUGAAACUCAUGGAAGCACGAAAAGUGGAUAAAUAAUAAAUUCUUCAGAGUUAUCAUUAAUAAAAGUAUCGAGUGCUUAAAUUGCCAUCAUUGAGGCCUACUGGCACCACUGUUUAUAAGAUGUUAGGGAGCUUAUUGCCAUUUCUUCGUAACUGAAUAGGUUCCGAUCUUAUUUUUAAACAUUAACGAUGUCGGGGAGUCUAUAUUAAAAUAAAAGUAUUAAAAUAUAUGUAAUACUUCUUCACUUCAAAACAUUUUCACACAGUCCCUAAAUCUUUUCUUGGGUCCACCCACUGACCCACAAAAUAGCUCAAAGCGCUUCUUCUAAAAUCAUGCGGCAUGAUAAACUGGCCUCUUUGAUUUGGUUGUGUCGCAUUAUGAAAGAUGCUGUAUUAUAAAAACAUCCUUUUGAUAAAACAUCUUAAAUAAACCAAUCAGCAUAAAAAGCUGCAAACAAAUGGCUGCAAGUGGCACUGGCGUAAUUAGUGACUUAUCUGAUUCAGUUUUGAUUUCACUGCUGUAGUUUGCUCGCUGCUGCUGCAUUCAAGAGGGCACGACCAUCCAGUUACCAACGUCUGAAGCUUUCUGAUAAAGGUCCUCCGUCGCCACCGGAGACUACGAUCCAACAGAACCGCUGGAUGGCGCUAAAACACCAGCGCUGCAUCAGGAGGCUCCACACGCGCUGUGAUGAAUCCGGCUGCUCUCAUCACUCGGACAGCUCAGAUCCAUUUCUCCAACUGCGAGAAAACGUUGCCAAACACCCAUCUGCAACCAGUAUGUUGAAGGGGGAUUGUAAAAAUCCACUGCAUCCCUGAAUUCAGAAAGUAUGAGUGACGGUCCGGCGUAUUGUCCAGCUGCCGUGGAGCUCUGGCGGAUGGGAAGUUGUGAGUCAGAGGCGGAGGACCAGUAACUUUUAUAGACUUUCAAGUCCACCGCCUCCAAGUAGCCGGCAGCCCCACUUUAGACUCAUUUCUCUCAGGGAUUGUGCGUCUGGAGAGCUUAACAUUAGACCAGUGUUUUAGGUUAUGUGUUGUCCAGGGCGUCUUGUAGCGACAAGGAAAUGCCAUUUGCCUAAAGAAGAGGCUUCCGUUUUUUUGUGGCUGGCAAUGGAGAAUAAAUGAAAGGGACAUUUCCCGGGAUUAACUGAGAGAACAACGGCAGAAUGCAGGAGAGGGACCUACAGAGCAUGUACGGAAGGGCGCUGCUGCUGACCGUCUGUAUGGUGUCUCUCUGGGGACAGCUGACCAGUGCAUCAUCACAUAGAAGCCACAUAGUUCAUGUGAAAGCAGGAACCUGUGAGGUAAUUGCUGCACAUCGAUGCUGCAACAAGAACAAGAUCGAAGAGCGAUCCCAGACUGUCAAAUGCUCCUGCUUCCCUGGACAGGUGGCAGGAACAACAAGAGCAGCUCCAUCUUGUGUAGACGCAUCCAUAGUUGCACAGAAGUGGUGGUGCCAGAUGCAUCCCUGCAUGGAUGGAGAAGAGUGCAAAGUGCUGCCCGACCUCAAAGGAUGGAGCUGCAGUACAGGAAACAAAGUUAAGACAACUAAGGUCACCCGAUAGUCGUCUGUUUCAAGGAUAACCUCAUUUGAAACCAGACACUGUUUCUUUGAUCAACACCGUUGGACAAUUGGAUGUCGUGUUUUGAGAAUUGGUGGUAACCAGGGACCAAUGAGGACAACAAUCACGGACAUUCCAGUGAAUGAAUGGAGGACCAGGGAGCAUCGUAUAAGACUACAUAUCCAAACAAAUUCCCGACUUUUGAUCUAGCAUCAACAGUAGCUGCCUCUGAACUCUACUGCCCACCAAAUCUCUCUUUGUAUUAUAGUUUUAUUCCUUUGGACUGGAGAUCUCAACAGUGAAGAUAUAUAUUGACUAAAGGACUCUGGAUAACAGAAAAAAAAUCACUCUUGAAACAAAACCAUGUGAUGUGAAACUUUUGUGUUAUUUUCUUGCCACAAAGAGCCCCAGGACUCUUGAUGCAUAUCUGUGUUGAUCUCGUGAGAUCAUAAGCAUUUCCGUUCCUUUUAGCCUUAUGGAGCAGAUAUCUCUUCUGUUUCUUUUUGCUAAUUUAAAGUGUCUGGCUUUUUUAAGUUUGUUAGGAUGUCAAGUCUUCUUUCUGAAAGACAAAAAGACAAUGCCACAACAAUGAAACCAAGAAAAAAUGUAAGAUGUUUAGCUACAGCUCACCAAGGGUCAACAUAGCUCAGUUCUGCCAAAAUGUUUUAAUGGUAUCUGUUGUUUUCAAAGCCUGGUGACUACUAUUCAUUACAAAUGUCAGUAUUAUAUCAAUAAAUCUAACUUAAUGGAUAUUGCUGUUUAAAAAA
Messenger RNA from Oreochromis aureus, 6146 nucleotides. RefSeq names its product TAFA chemokine like family member 3a (gene tafa3a). The coding region runs from base 4984 to 5382 and encodes 132 amino acids. The record is from RefSeq and is a predicted model, not a curated record. Gene Ontology annotation, molecular function: receptor ligand activity. The transcript has 5 exons. Lineage: Eukaryota; Metazoa; Chordata; Actinopteri; Cichliformes; Cichlidae.